Molecule: messenger RNA, 5465 nt
Organism: Drosophila innubila
Lineage: Eukaryota; Metazoa; Arthropoda; Insecta; Diptera; Drosophilidae
Gene: su(sable)
Product: protein suppressor of sable
Exons: 6
Coding region: 308-4837 (1509 amino acids)
Biological process (GO): negative regulation of DNA-templated transcription
Cellular component (GO): nucleus
Molecular function (GO): metal ion binding; RNA binding
Source: RefSeq, a predicted model, not a curated record
GUAUAUGUAUAUAUAUAUAUAUACCUUAACAUAUUUUAUAUAUACAUACAUAUAUGCAUAUCUAUUUCACCUACUGUACCUACUUCAUUAUGUAAGCAGCGGGAUUUCUACGACGAACAAAAACCAAAGCAAUGCAAAAAAAAAACGACAAAUCAAAAAUAUAAUAUAACCAAAGCAAAACAACGAAAUUGAACAGAAAUGUUAUAAAUCAUUAAUAAUUGUAAUUGUAAUGUUAACCGUUAACCAAAAACCACGCCCACGCUGAAACUAUUAUUCUACGCUUAUUUUUAACCGGAAACGCAAUAAUAUGUCGUCUGUUGUGGAAACGCCGAUUAUAAAUCUAGCUGAUGAUCUCGAAGAUGGUGAGAUCGAUGAUGAUGAUGAGGAAGAAGAGGAGCAGCAACAACAACAAACACAACAAAAACAGCAGCAAAAACAACCACAACAACAAAACAAGUUAAAUACAUUGGCAACUGGCGGAUCGGUUGAUGAUAUACAAUUUGUGGGCAUUGAGAAAUUGCCGUCCAAUCAUGAUGAUGAUGUUGUAUUUCUUGGCCUGGCCAAUGAAACCACAACAACAACAACAGCAGCGGCUAUUGCCAACAAAUCGAAAAAGCCACGCCCCCUUGAAGAUGAUCAUGCUGUAAGCAUUGAAAAUGCCAUUGCCAAGGUCCUUAAAAAAAGCGGCAUUGAGCCGCCAAUGCCUAAAAUCAACAACAACAACAGCAGCAGCAACAUCAACAAUAGCAACAGCAGCAACAAUGUUGCUAACAGCAGCAACAUCAACAACAGCGACGCCGACGUCAGCAGCUCUGGCAAUGUUGCUGCUGCUGACGCUGACAGCGCUGCCAACGCUGCUGGCAAUGAUGCUGCGUUGCUGCAGCAACAACAACAACAUCCGCCAAGUCGCAGCAGCCGUCGACGCAAGCGCAAAAAGGAACGAGAACGUGAGCAGAAAAAGGACAAAGACUAUCAGAAACGCGCACGUCGUGACUCAAUGGAUGAGGGCGGCGGCGGUGCGGGCAGCGAUGAAAUGGACAUGGAUGAGUACGAGAUGAUGAAUGUGAGGGGCGGCAGUCCACCGCCAGGUGGCGCCACAGCCACAACCAAUGCGUCCGCACGCUACACCAGUGAUUGGCCCGAAAUGGGCGAUGCCGGUGGCUAUGAAUCACCUCCCGAUAACUACAGCAGCUACGAUUCCUAUACGGAUGAGGAGCCGGCGAAUGUUGUGUCCGGCGGAAUGCCUGGACCGGGACAACGACGUCGCCAGCGAAGGGAACGCGAGAAGGAGGCACGCGGCGGAGGCCGUAAGCGAAGGGAAAGGGAACGUGAAAGGGAAAGGGAACGGGAACGUGAAAUGGACAGACGACACGAUGGCGGCGGAGGAGGAGGAGGAAACGCUGGCGGCGGCAACAAGCGUAAUCGUCGUGAUUCCGGUGAUGAUAAAUGCCGUGAACCACGCAAAUUGGAAUUGUGCAAGUUUUAUUUAAAGGAUUGCUGUGCGAAGCGUGACAAAUGCAGUUAUAUGCACAAGGAAUUCCCCUGUAAAUAUUAUUACCUGGGCAUGGAUUGUUAUGCUGGCGAGGAUUGUCUCUUCCAUCACGGCGAACCAUUGACGGAACAACUGCGCAACAUACUCCUCAAACACAUGGAGACGGCACCCAAAGAAAUACUCGGAGAUUUCAAACGCAUCUCGCGGGAUGCGGCUUUAAAUCAAAUGACGCGACGUCAUGAGCAACUCUGUGAGCAAUAUAACAUGGAGAACAGCUGGACAACGUUGGCCAGCGCGGGCAUCAGUCGGCUCCAGGAGCAGCAACAUGCGGCAGCCAAGCAACAUGCGGCAAAUCAAGCAGCAGCUGCAAUUGCCGCUGUCAAUGCGAAUCUGCAACAGGUGGUGGCAGCAGCAGCGGCAGCAGCAGCAGCAACAGGAGCAGGAACAACAGCAACAGCAACAGUAGCUGGAACAACAGCAAUACCUUCACUACUCGAUAUGGUCAUCAAUCCGCCAACGAAUCUGCAUCAUGGUGAUGUCAACAAGCCCGAAAAGAAGCGCAAAUCACGUUGGGCGGAAAAAUCAGCAGCUAAAAAUGCAACAACAGCAGCAGCAGCAGCAGCAGUUGCUAACAGCAGCACAACAACAGCUGUUGCUAACAUUCCUGCCACUGUUAAACCGUUGCCUGCGCAUUUGGAUCUGGUGAAUCUGACGCAGGUGUUAAGCCUGGAGCAUAUGGCCAAAUUAAAUAAACUGGGCAUUAGCAAUCUGGAGCAAAUGUUGCAAGUACCGUUUGGUCAAUUAACAGAGGUGGGACUGACAUUGCCCGAAAUUGGCGAGAUUCAGCGCAAGGCGGAGGAGGCCAAGUCCAAGCAGGCGGCAGCGGGAGCAGCAGCAACAACAACAACAGCAACAACUACAGCUACAGUCACAGCCUCCACAAUCUCCACAGAAUCCUCCACAGUCAAAUCUUCCUCCAAGUCGGAUCAGGAUGCGAGCAAUGUAAGCGCCAUUGUCAGCUCGAAUAGCAACAGCAAUAGCAACAAUGGUUUCAUUAUGGUCGAUUACACGCAGUAUCUGAAGGAUGCCCAUGUCAGCUUUGCCGGCAAUGAUCCUCUGGACGACGAUCGAGAGGAGGAUGAUGAGCAGCUGGUAAUUGAUGAUGGCAACGAUGAGGAGGACGAUGAAUCCGAAACGGAUGCCAAGGCAAAGAAAUUGAAAAGUGCUGGCGGCGGAAAUGUUGAUGGGAAUGAGGAUGGAAAGGAGGAAGCGAAGAAAGAAGAGGAGACGCCACCAAUGCCAUCGGUAUUUGAUUUGCCCACCUUUAUGAGCAACAUGCUCGGUCAGCAAACAGCAGGAACAAGUGGAACAACAACUGGCACAACAGUUGAAUCCCCAAUGGAACCAGCUUCGGUGGAGGCAAGUCCACAGGGAUUGGGAGCGGCAACGGGAACGGGAACGGGGAGCAAAGGAUUGUCUGGCAAACACAUGGAGCCGGAGGAACGAAGUGCUUUUUAUAGGGACAUCAUACGGAAUGCCUUCAAGGCGCACAGUGGCGAUGCGGAUGAUAGCAACGAUGUCUACAGUUUCAAAUACACCGAUCCACAUAAUUCCAAUUCGAAUUCACGUUCUCGCUCCUUGACACCGACACCAACACCCGAACCAGGCUCCCAAUCGCCCAAUUCUCUAACUGAGGAUCAAGUGACCGGGGGAACAACAUCGGAUGAUGCUUCCCCGUUGUACACACGCAUAUCCAUGUAUGACUUUGAUCCCAGCAAGGCGGCACUGGAGGAUCAGACCAUUAGGGAGGCGAAACGUGAACGGGAUCGUGAUAUCGAUAUGCGUCUGCCCUUUGCGGACAUGAAACAUUAUCUGCCUGCCACGGAAAUUGAUGCAGCCAUCUUUUCGCAUAUUCCACUGCGCUGGCAGCUGCAACAGGUGCUCAUCGAUCCGCCCAGCUAUGCGCAGCUGCGUCUGGGCGCCUCCAGCAAGGAGCAACGGGAACUGCGUGAUCCCAGACUACGCCGUAUACUGGGAUUGCCGGAAUUGACGGAGGAAGCGGGCUUGGGUCUGGGUGCGGGAGCCGGUGCUAGUUUAGCGGGCAGUUCCAGCUCUAUGCAGUCCUCCAUGGGUUUGACGACGGAGCGCAGGGAGCGCAAGACGAGCAACUGCAUCUCAUCGCCGGAUGCACAGCAGCUGUAUGAUUCCACGCCCAGUUCACCACCGCCGGCUGCAGUGCAGCUGCCGGCCAUGAAUGUGCCGCCGCCAACAAAUGAAACGGCAGCGGCAACAGGAGCGGGAGCAGUAGGAGCAGCGGUUGGCGGAGCUGCCACAGAUCCACGGCGCACUGAUCCACGUCGUGAUCCGCGACGCGCGCAUUUAAACAGCCAGCCAAGUGGCAGUUUUCCCGCCUCCGCCGCCAGUGCCGCCACUUCUGCCUCCUCCUCCUCCUCCAGCAGCUCCAAUUUGCUGGACAGCAGCCGGCAAAUCCUCGAGAUACGCAAUCUAAUGCAGAGCUCCAACUGGUACAAGAAUCUGGGCAGCAACAACAAGAUCAUGGUGAAUCAGCAAUUGGCUCUGGUCUUCACCGAACUCAAGAAGUUCCAUCAACAGGAGUCGCCCAACAAAAUCUUUGAUGUCAACUUCAUAGUCAACAAUCAGACGCUGCAACAGAUCUUUGCCAAGCUGCACAUCUAUAUAGAUGAUAAUGGACUGGUGGUGCAGCUGCCAGAGGAGCCGCCACAGAAUGUGGCAGCUGCAGUCGGAGUGGGAGUGGGAGUUGGUGGCGUCUCCAAUUUGCCGCCCAUAUUGCCAAACAUGUCACAGCCACCGCCGAAUUUGGUGCAAUUGCUGCGUCAGCCGCCGCCGCAGGUGGCACGUGGCAUGCCGCCAAUGAAUAUGGCCAUGCCACAUCCGCAUGCAACAUUCAAUCAGCCGCCGCCAGUGCGCAACAACAAUAACAACAACAACAAUAUUAACAAUGGCAACAGCAAUAACAACAUGAACAACAACAACAGCAUUUUGGGCAUGCCACCAAAUGUGGCAAAUGUUAACGUCAUGGGCGUCAUGAGCAAUAAUCCGUUCAAUCCCUUUGCCGGCAAUAACAUGCUCAAUAACAUGGCCAUGAAUAACAUGAACAUGAAUAACAUGGCCAUGAAUAACAUGGGUGGUCCCAUGCCGCCAUUCAAUAACAGCAAUAUGCAGCCAAAUGUUAUGCCCUUUAAGCAUUUCGGUGGCCCUGGCAAUAAUAACAGUGGCGGUGGCGGCGGCAACCAGGGUCGUCAUUUUGCCGGCAAUAAUCGCAAUCGCGGCAGCGGCAAUCGAAAUCGCAAUAACAACAAUUAAAACAACAAAAAAAAGAAAAACGAAAAGAAAUUAUGCUCACACUUUUACCCCAAACCACCCCCAGCCAGACCCCCUCUACAGCCCUUAAGCAGAAAAUGUAUGCUCCCGACGCCCCCUCUUUUUUUCACUCAAAAGACUUGUAGCAUUAUGUUUAUGUUUUAAAGAAAAUGACCCUACCCCAACACCAACAAACACACACACACACACUCUUAUACACACACACUUAUACACACCACUAUACACACUUACAAUAAGAUAAAAACAAAUGUUACUUUCUUUUUUUUAAAUAAUAGCUUUAACGGUUUUUUGCUAUUUGAGCUACUUAAAAAAAUCGGAUUUGGACUGCUAUGUAAUUGUAUAUUAUUCUCUACUAUACAACUAAUUGUUUUUUUUUUUUAAAUAUAUAUAUAUAUAUAUUAUCAAUUGAUAUAUAUAUAUAUAAUAUAUGCAGACAUAUAAUUAUUAAUAUAUAUAUUUUUUUAUUGGUUUAAGUAUUCACCUACGGUACUGAUACAAAAUGUAGUCGUAGUUUGGAACUCAACUUUUAAUUCAUACGGAUAUAAGCUUAGUCGUACUCAAACAUUUGUAGACAUACGAAAAUAAAAAGCAAGUGUUAAGUAUUAUUAAC